Messenger RNA from Ectocarpus siliculosus, 2283 nucleotides. The record is from the annotation of a GenBank genome assembly. NCBI's taxonomy places the organism in Eukaryota, Phaeophyceae, Ectocarpales, Ectocarpaceae.
UGGAGAUUGCUCUGUGCUCUGAGUGUGCUGGACAGGACGAGCUGCAGCAGAGCGGUAGAGGGAGAAGUACCUUACUACACGCAACGCGCUGCAGCAAGCAACAUGGGCAGGGAGCCAAGUGUGGAGAGGCAUCGCUCCCGUUCCCCCAGACGAAAAUCCCGUCGAUCAAGCGAUAGAGGCCCUGACUACUUUGGACGAGACGACCGAAACAGGCCCAGCAGCGGAAGGGACGGCCGCGACCGCGAGCGAUCUGGAGAGAGGGGUACUCGUCGAGAGCAGGGGGGAGACAGAGGAAGGUCGCGCCGCGUUGAAGGAAGCAGGGAGCGGGGAAGGCGCGGAGGAAGCGAUGCGUAUUAUCGGCGUAGUGUAAGCUCGGAGCGGUCAAGCCGAGCUCGUCCACCGGAUGAAAGGAGACCUUCGCGAUGGGGAAACCCUGUUGAAACGGACACUGUGCACGACAGCAACACUCAUAGAAUAGACCGUAGCAAUGGCGGCGUCUAUGGACCAGCCGACACUGGCCGCCCGAGCGGCGGUGGUCGAGGCUGGGGCGGUGGAGGAGGGGGAAGAGCGCAAGGCAACAACGGUGCCCCCAGGGACGAAUCGUGGGUGGAGCACCGCCUGAAGCUUCGGGCGGAUCAGGAGCAAGGGAAACCCAAGGUGCCGAGGUCGACAUCCCCCGAACACACGGGCCGGGUUGCCGAGGUUGAGGUCAACGCCACUGGGCUCAACACGAUCACUAUGCCCCCGGAGGAGAUGAAUGAACUGGACGCUGCCGAGGCGGCACAAUUCAAAGCUGAUGUUCAGGGUCAUCGCCAUCAGGAGGAGAGCGACGAAGACGCAGGACCUAUGCCUGUCCCGCAGCUCGACGAGUUGCAGGGAGAAGGCGAAAGGGGUGUCAACUACGGUGGGGCACUUCUACCAGGAGAGGGUGCCGCUAUUGCCCAGUUCGUGCAGAAAGGUCUUCGCAUUCCUCGCCGUGGUGAAGUGGGCUGGGCUGGCCAAGAGAUCGAGAAAUUGGAGGAUUCCGGGUACGUGAUGAGCGGCAGCCGCCACGCCCGCAUGAACGCCGUUCGUCUUCGGAAGGAAAACCAAGUCUUCAAUGCCGAGGAACGUCGUGCUCUGGCGUUGAUCAUGUUUGAAGAGAAGCAACAGAAGGAAAACGAAAUCUUGGGGAACUUCAGGCAAAUGUUGACCGAGUCAAACCAAGAGGGAGAGAAGCCGACUGCCGAAGGCUCCAAUGCAGCAUGAUCCGGGCAUACUCGUGGCGUGUUGCUCCGAGCACACGAGACCCUGCUCGUCCAUAUUCGCCACUUAGUCAAGACAUACGAGCGUACCCCACGUCCUAGAAGAAAUACCGCAAGGGGAUGAUGAUGACGGGUCGGGUUUUGCCCAGAGCUGAAUUGGGAGCUGGGUACUGAGUGUUCAGGGUAGGUAGCAAACAUCCUACACAUAAAACGGUAUAGGGGAGUUGGUUCGAGAGCGAAGCAUAGGACAUAUGCUAAAUUCUCUCGGCAUGCAGAGGCCUCCCUGGGCCUCUGGCCAUGUCGGCUCUUUGUUCCCGUGGAACUGCUGCAGCAGCUAUGUUGCCCAAGACGCGCCCACGUCGUUUCUCGGCAAGACUGGCCUCGAAAAGACCAAUACCGCACAAGCUGUUGGGGAGAUGUUUUUCUUGCCAUGUCCAUGACGUGGCGCCCCGAGUAUGAUUUGGUAGGGAAUCGCAAACCAUGACCCCUCCCCGAGUUUGAGCAUCAGCUUCCUCCUCCUGUUGCGGGCAAGAAUGGACUUUGUCUGUGUCGCCACCGAACAACAGUUGGACAGUUGGGCGAAGAGAUUCCGGUCCGCCGGAUUUUUUUUUGUAUUUUGUUGCCCACUGCCAUAUAUAUGAUGAUACUGUGAUCUCGAGCUACAGUAGUGCACAUCUCAUGGCGCCCAGGAGUACGGGUCCGCAGGUAAUUGCAUCACGACCCCUCUCCGCGAGUUUGAGUGGCUUCCGCUGCGGUGGAAAACACCGGUGACGAAGCCUAGACUUUGUGUCGCCAUGUCGCCAUCGGCGAACAGCAGUUGGAGAGGAACAACAACAGAGAGUUCGCUUCGCCACUAAGAACCAGUUUUUUCGAAUCUUGCUGGUGAGGGAUGAUGCUUGAAUGUAUCGGGUGUAACUGUGUGAGCUUUAGGGAUAGGGUCGAUGGUAGCACAUUCAUGUGCAUAGGAAGCUAUGCGAGGGGUGAACGCCUUGCUCGCGUAGCGAUGCGCAUUUCCCAAGGCAAGCAUGAGUACGCCAUC